AUGGAGGAAGGCACGAAGAAACAAAGUCAAGGAGACGAGUGCUCGUUUUUUAGUUGCUUAAAUAGAAUGUACGAUGCGACAGCGAAAAAAAAACACGCUUUAGAUUUUUUACAUUUCCAAGGAAUGAAAAGAUUCGUCGAAUUUGCGGAAAACCGUGUGGCGAGAAAGUCGGGGAAAGACGGUUUCCGUAUAACCAAGGUAACUGUGGCUUGCAACGUCCAUUUUCAAGUAGAUGACAUAUUGCGUGUCCCAGGGGGGAGUUGGUGAACUUUAAGGAAAGGAGCAGUCCCACUAAAAUGGAAUGAACGACGCAAGGUAGACGAAAAGAAAAGAAAAGUUCCAGGACAACGAGAAACGUCACUGAAUGUAAACAAGUCACCGCCAAAAAACUCGAACAAAGAUCACUCUGUCAAACAGUUGUCGACGACGUCAGAGGUAGUACAAUUGGGAAAUGCGAACGUCGAUUCACUCCGUGUCUCAGCGUCUAAAGCUCUGUGUAAACUCGAUAACGAGCUAGAUGAGAAAGUUAAACUUCUCAGUAAUACUAAGGACAAAAGUCCAAUUUUUUCUGCGAUUAAUAUGACCGAUAAUGAAAAAUGUAAGCAUUAUACUGGUUUCCCCAAAUAUGCAGUGUUUAUGGUAUUGUUUGAUUUGUUAGAGCCUGGUAUGAAUGGUGAGAAUGUCAAGCUUGAGUCAGUUCCCAGUGCUUACACAAGUUGUGCACGUAGACGACGGCUCAUUGGCAAAGAGCAGUUUCUCUUAACACUGACGAGGUUAAGGAGAGGCUUCUCCACUUAA
Messenger RNA from Porites evermanni, 798 nucleotides. The record is from the annotation of a GenBank genome assembly. Lineage: Eukaryota; Metazoa; Cnidaria; Anthozoa; Scleractinia; Poritidae.